UGUUGCGCGCCGCUUCCGGUCUGGAGCUUUGUAGUGGGGCUGGAGCAGAGCCUGCCGUGAACCCCCGAAACCUCCCAUCAGCACACCGUGCCAUCCCUCGAAUCCGCCAGGCCGAGUGUCCCACCCGCGCCCGGGACCAUGGCCACUGACUCAUGGGCCCUCGCGGUCGAUGAGCAGGAAGCGGCGGCCGAGUCGUUGAGCAACUUGCAUCUUAAGGAAGAGAAAAUCAAACCAGAUGCCAAUGGCCUUUACAAAAACUUCUAGUGUCAUAGAAUUUGAAUUGUGUCAGCUGUUGGGUAUCGGAUGUGAUUCUGAAUGAUGGCCACUUUGUGUCUGCUAAAGGUGCUGUUGUCAAGACCAGUGCCAAUGCAGAGAAGACAGAUGAAGAAGAGAAAGAGGAUAGAGCUGCCCAGUCCUUACUCAACAAGCUGAUCAGAAGCAACCUUGUCGAUAACACAAACCAAGUGGAAGUCCUACAGCGGGAUCCAAACUCCCCCCUGUACUCGGUGAAGUCUUUUGAAGAGCUUCGGCUGAAACCACAGCUUCUCCAAGGAGUCUAUGCCAUGGGUUUCAAUCGUCCAUCCAAGAUACAAGAGAAUGCAUUGCCACUGAUGCUCGCUGAGCCCCCACAGAACUUAAUUGCCCAAUCUCAGUCUGGUACUGGCAAAACAGCUGCCUUUGUGCUGGCCAUGCUUAGCCAAGUAGAACCUACAAACAAAUACCCCCAGUGUCUAUGCCUCUCCCCAACAUACGAGCUUGCCCUCCAAACAGGAAAAGUGAUUGAACAAAUGGGCAAAUUUUACCCUGCACUGAAGUUAGCUUAUGCUGUUCGAGGCAAUAAAUUGGAAAGAGGCCAGAAGAUCAGUGAGCAGAUUGUCAUCGGCACCCCUGGGACCGUGCUGGACUGGUGCUCCAAGCUCAAGUUCAUUGAUCCCAAGAAAAUCAAGGUGUUUGUUCUGGAUGAGGCUGACGUCAUGAUAGCCACUCAGGGCCACCAGGAUCAGAGCAUCCGCAUCCAGAGGAUGCUGCCCAGGAACUGCCAGAUGCUGCUUUUCUCCGCCACCUUUGAAGACUCUGUGUGGAAGUUUGCCCAGAAAGUGGUCCCAGACCCAAACGUUAUCAAACUGAAGCGUGAGGAAGAGACCCUGGACACCAUCAAACAGUACUAUGUCCUGUGCAGCAGCAGAGACGAGAAGUUCCAGGCCCUGUGUAACCUCUACGGGGCCAUCACCAUUGCUCAAGCCAUGAUCUUCUGCCAUACUCGCAAAACAGCUAGCUGGCUGGCAGCAGAGCUCUCAAAAGAAGGCCACCAGGUGGCUCUGCUGAGUGGGGAGAUGAUGGUGGAGCAGAGGGCUGCGGUGAUUGAGCGCUUCCGAGAGGGCAAAGAGAAGGUUCUGGUGACCACCAACGUGUGUGCCCGCGGGAUCGACGUUGAACAAGUGUCCGUCGUUAUCAACUUUGAUCUUCCCGUGGACAAGGAUGGGAACCCUGACAACGAGACCUACCUACACCGGAUAGGGCGCACGGGCCGCUUUGGCAAGAGGGGCCUGGCAGUGAACAUGGUGGACAGCAAGCACAGCAUGAACAUUCUGAACAGAAUCCAGGAGCAUUUUAAUAAGAAGAUAGAAAGAUUGGACACGGAUGAUUUGGAUGAGAUCGAGAAAAUAGCCAACUGAGAAGUUCCACCAGCCACUGGUGCCAGCCCUGGCACUGCCCCAUCACGGGAGACAAGUGCGUUCAGGGCACAGGCCCCAACAUCACCCCAAGGACAGCGGCACGAGGAGAGAGAAACUACCUACCUCACUUCAAAUUAUGUUUGGACUUGACAAAAAUGUGUACAAAUGAUGGGGGAUGGUAGAAAAAAUUAUUUACACAAUAUUGGAAAAUUAGGCAUGAAUACACAGAGAUUUACCUUUUGGAAGUUUCAUCUUUUAAUUUGGCCAGUGCUUCCUUCAUGCUACUCUAGAUGCUGCAGCUGAUUUCUUACCCAGGAUCUCCUGUGGCAGCCUGUGCUUGUUCUCUGGUUUGGAGUGGGUGGGCCAGCCUUCAGCUCCUGUGGAAGUCAGGGAAUAGCAGUGAAAAGGGAACACAGAGAGACAGGCCUCCAAUAGAAUAGGUGUGUAAGCCCAGCCAUCAUGUCUGGAAUGGCAUGAGGCAGCAGAGGAGGCCUGAGAGCUGCUGCUUUGGACCUGGGGUGAGACAGCUCACCUGAGUAUUGCCAGGCCCCCAUCCUAAUGUCCACAGCAGAAGGGGAUUUGUUAAAUAAGCAUGGACCAAAAUGCCAACCUCUCAGACCUUUGUAUAUGGGUUUGUGCCACAGGACUGUGGCCUAUUCUCGGUGGGUACAGUCUGUAUAGAGUGCGCAUCUGAUUAGUGGUGGGUCCUGUGCUUGUGUGUAAGCAAGUCCUGCAGAGAAGUCAUCGUGGAGAAUUACUGGUGGCCCCAGCUUGCCACAAAACCUGAUCUCAUGAGCAUUUGCAACAUCCUUUUUGUGUCCUUAAUAUCAUCUUACUCCAUAGUAGCCCCAAGCAAAUGUGAUCUGAGAUUUAGUGAAAAUUGUGGUUUCAAGUCUCUAAUGGCCAGCUUCAAGGCAGUUCUAGACGUGGUCAGCAGUCGUCACAAAUUCUUGCUUUGUCUCCAUACCCAGAAGGCAAGUUUUGUCAGAGCUGGGAAGUGAUUUCAGAUAUUUGACGUCUUUAUUAUAAAAGGCUUCUGAACA
Messenger RNA from Cebus imitator (Panamanian white-faced capuchin), 2719 nucleotides. Its product is annotated as ATP-dependent RNA helicase DDX19B. Lineage: Eukaryota; Metazoa; Chordata; Mammalia; Primates; Cebidae. Gene Ontology annotation, cellular component: nucleus; cytoplasmic stress granule. The record is from RefSeq and is a predicted model, not a curated record. The transcript has 12 exons. Gene Ontology annotation, molecular function: ATP binding; RNA helicase activity; RNA binding. The coding region runs from base 564 to 1676 and encodes 370 amino acids. Gene Ontology annotation, biological process: poly(A)+ mRNA export from nucleus.